AGUACCAUUCAACAGCCAGAGAUUCACGCUCCACUGCAACUCAUUCACCCAGAUCAACCUCAAUAAAUUUUCUAUUUACGUUGACUAUGUGAUCCAAUUACGCGCAGUAUCAAUAGACCUGUGUAUGUUUCGGGAGACCAGAUUCACCUAUAUACCUGUAGAAGAUGGACACACGCUGGGGGACCCUAGGAGGGGUCGUUCUCUUGCUGACUGAGCUCUGCACGGCGCAGAAUACAGGUUUAGUUGUGUCAGAUUUACCAAGCUCUUCAUGGUAUAAUGGAGGAAUGACCACAUUUGAAGGCUACAUCAACCAGUUCUCCAAAAACCAAAAACCCCAAGAACACACAAUGGCAUUUAGAUUUUACGACUUUGAAAUAAUGAGCAUGGAGUGGGACGGAAACAACACGUUAUAUUUCAUGGAGGGUUUAUCUAAAGCUAUUUUCAAACUAGAAUAUUUUAAUAUAUGGAUGAACCAUUCCCUCUUUGGAUGGGUGUAUGAGGUCCACGGCGGGAUAUCUUAUACUAUAUCCAGUAGAAUAGCUUUUGAUCACGUAUCGAGGAAUAUGUAUUGGACAGAUGCGUUAUAUAACUGGAUAGCUGUGCAGCCAGUGGACGCUAAUGAUAAUUCUGUGUAUAAGGUUCUUAUAAGUGAGCAACUUUCAACACCUGGGGCCAUUGCAGUGGAUCCGAACAAUGGAUAUCUGUUUUGGUCAAAUAAUGAAGCAACUGCCUUCAUAGAACGUUCCGACUUGUCUGGAAAGAACAGACAGAUAAUAGUUAGGAACCUUCUAUGGGUUCCUGAUAUGAAAUGUGACCCUGAUCCCACCCAAAGGACUUUAUACUGGGCAGACAAUUAUAGGAAUACACUGGAAAGCAGUGAUUACAAUGGCGGGAAUCGGAAAGUUAUCUACCGUUCGAGGAACAUCAAUUUAUUCAUCACGAAUAUUGUAGUGUACAGGAAUGUGAUUUGUGCCACUGAGUACGACGAUGAGUUGGUCUUCUGUGUUGGGAUUGAGACAAAUCAGGAGACGUGGAGAAAUGAAUUCACCUGGGAAGUUCCCUGGGGGCUGACGGCACUCACAGACAAAACGACCACCUCUACAAACCCAUGCCAAAACGAAGGCUGUGAGCACAUCUGUACAAACUCAGCCAGCGGAGCCGUCUGUCAUUGUAAAGAAGGAUAUACUCUAAAUCCAGACAACAAAUCUUGUAAUGCAUCCCAUUCAGCGCACGGCAAAGCGAUAAUAUUUUCCAGCCAGAACUUACUGUGCUCAUUGGAUGCCCGAAUAAUCACGUAUCUAACUCCAAAUGUUUCCUGUUUCUUAACUUGGGACAAAACCAUAACACACAUAGCCGUGGCAGCUAAUGACUCCAAAGUUAUAUUUGCCGCUGGAGACGAAAUCGUGUUGUAUGAUUUAGUGACCAAUCAAAACAUGUCUUUGGCUUCCACUGGAAAUGUUUCUGGAUUGGUCUAUUCGUGGAUUGGCGAUGACAUAUUUUGGUCCGAAUCUGAUACGGGAAAGAUUAAGGUGAUGUCACUGAACAGUGACACAAAAACCGACUACACAAUCUUUACAAGACUUAGCAGUCCCCGGGAUUUAGCUAUUGAUCCACACAAUAAUAAACUUUAUUGGAUAUCAUUUGACGCCAAUUCUAUGCUGCAAAUUGAAUCUGGAAAUCUAAUUGGAGGACAACGAGCAACGAAACAGACUCAUCUUUACUCCAACCCUUCGGGUCUGUUCUACGAUGUUAAACUUAAUAUAUUAUUUUGGAUAAGCAAUAAGAGAUUAACAUAUCUGAGUGAAAAUAAUAAAUUCCACACCCCAACCGCACAUUUAUUGGGACCAGACACAAUGCUACUGAUUUACAAUGAUUAUUCCAUCAGUACUAAAGGGAAUAACUCUUUCAGAGUUUAUAAUUUGUACCACGAAGAUGAUGUAAAUUAUCCAAUUGUACGCGGUAUCCAGGAAAUAACUGCCAUAUCUAUAAUGGACCCAACAUUGCAACCAAAAGAAGAAAACAAAUGUGACGUAAGCAAUGGAGGAUGCGAGCAGAUCUGUGUACCAUCAGGAUCCGAUGCCGUGUGUGAGUGUGGAUUUGGUUUUGUGCUUCAGGGGGAUAAACACAACUGCACAACAAGAGCAUUAGUUGAUAAUUUUGCUGUUGCUGUGGACUUUAACCAUGGAAUGAUAUACCAGAUAUCCCUGAAUGACAACCCACCACUUAAGGCGGUGUCCGCACUGGACAUUCCUCAACCGGCCGACCCCCUCGCCGCUGUUUACUACAAUAACAGUGUGUUCUGGUCAGACUAUAUGGAUGAUCAAAUUCUAAAAACCAAACUGAACAGUAACAUCACGGAAAUCGUGUACUCACCGGCUAAUUACAUUGUAUACAGCCUUGCCGUGGACCAUUCCACCGGGAACAUUUACUACACGGGUUACCCUUAUACGUGGACGAUUGCGUAUUCACGUAUUGGUGUGGUCCAUUAUAAGUCUCACAGACAUAAAACCAUCCUCAACAGGAUCGAUAAAGCCUAUAGUCUGGCUCUUCAUCCUGCCAAAGGAUAUGUUUUCUGGAUAGACGGGGAAGGAUCAGUCGGGAGAGCUAAUAUGGAUGGCACCGACCCACUUUUACUCGUAGCUUAUGGAAUGAUAGCACCAAAUUCCAUCACAAUAGAUUAUACAGAUAACAAGGUUUACUACAUUGACAAUGACAGAAUUAAUUCUAUGAACGUUGAUGGCACCAAUAGAAAAACGCUUCAUGUGAACUCUUUAGCUGGAUUUGCACACCUUGCCAUCAGUGGAGAUUACGUUUACGCUACGGCCACUCAUAAACAAGAAAUUAUAAAGAUAAACAAAGCGUCAUCUGUGGUAAUGGUAGGAUGGAUGACACCUGUAGCUGAGUUUGGUCGACUAGAAACAAUCAGUGUUUACAGACAAACUGAUGUACGGUCAGUCCAUCCAAAAUGUUCCGUAAAUAACGGGCUUUGUAGCACGUUUUGUUUCCCACUGCCUAAUUCCCGUCGUUCCUGUGGGUGUCCAGAUGGUGUAACUCUAUUGGAUGAUCAGAGAACAUGCAGUGGAGUCCAGAUAUGUAAAAUGGCAAUAUUACAUGGUCGCUUUACAAGCACGUGCAGUGGGUAUGUGAACUCUUCCUGUGACUACGAGUGUAAUACUGGAUAUGAAAAAGCAUUAAGCGGAAAAUUAACUUGCAACGAACACUUAAACUGGAUGCAACAAAAAUCCGUAGACCCCAACACACUUUGUAAAGCAAUACCCACCACCCUUGUGGCCACAACACAACCCACUACUACUACUGCUACCUCAAGUAUUCCUUCUGGUACUAAAUUACCGCCAGGAAUUAAACCUGCCGCGCAGACGCAGGACGCGGGAGCUGGCGUCAGUUCUGGGACGUUUGCUGCCGUCAUUAUCGUCAUCAUUCUGAUAUUCAUCGUUAUCAUCGUCGGAAUCGUCUACUUCAUGUAUAGAAGGAGGAACGCUAACAUGUUUAGUCAUGCAAAGUUUGUCAAUUCCCCGAACGUUCCAGAUAUUUCUGUGAACAAUGAUGCUCCCGUAGAUGACCGGUACACGUCUAUCGGCGACAUACACCAGCCGACGACGGGUCCAGGCCAGGCCGGGAUGGAAAACCCCCUCUAUAAAGUCAGAAACGAGACUCCAGAUAAGGAUAACGCUACCAAUACCAUGUCAGAGCAAGGCUUCAAAUCAGUUGACAUGACAACUUAUAAAUAUUAGAAGGGCUUGUGUUAAGAGUGUUGUUCAAAGCAAUAUGUGAUCACAUACAUCUCUGUUAUGAAUAUUGAUGUAUGGUUCUAUGAUUCCUAUUUUUGCAUGAGUUAUUAAUUUUUUUUUAUUCCUGUCAUUGAAAAUUUACACAACUACGCAGAUUUUAGAUGUUCAUAUAUUCGCAUGUCAAUACCUGUUUUCCCUCUUAAAAGCAAAUAGGGGCACUAUAUUCCAAAUUCUUUAAUGGAGAGAUUUUCAGCUCAAAUGUAACCAUAUUUAAGAUGAAUGUCAUUGAGAAAUGUGAAA
Molecule: messenger RNA, 4049 nt
Organism: Saccostrea cuccullata (small rock oyster)
Lineage: Eukaryota; Metazoa; Mollusca; Bivalvia; Ostreida; Ostreidae
Product: low-density lipoprotein receptor-related protein 6-like
Exons: 21
Coding region: 165-3752 (1195 amino acids)
Biological process (GO): canonical Wnt signaling pathway
Molecular function (GO): Wnt-protein binding; Wnt receptor activity
Source: RefSeq, a predicted model, not a curated record